AAAUAUCUGAAGCAGUUCUGCAUAAAAUAUUUCAAGAAUAUAACUGCAAUAAAACCACAAUUUACACUGUGUCCAGUUUAUUCCAAGACAAAUUUCUAUUACAGAAGAUGAACAUUGCCAUUCUUUUCCUCCUGUUCACAGCCAGCUUUAUAUGUGUUAAUUCACUUACCUGUUUGCCGUGUGGAACGUACGAUUGCAAUAACAAAACUGAAAUAGAAUGUCCUGUUGGUAUUGUAAUUGACGCUUGUAAUUGUUGUGCCGUUUGUGGAAAGAACGAGAACGAAUUAUGUGGAGGGUUUUCGUAUCUAAAAGGUAGAUGUGGAAGAGGACUUUAUUGUUAUACAGAAAACGGAUCACCAGCGACAACUGAUGGAAUUUGUAAAAAGAUUUUAUCUUAAAACUAAAUGAUUUUUAAUAAAUUUUAAACUGAAAACAAAA
Molecule: messenger RNA, 438 nt
Organism: Centruroides sculpturatus (bark scorpion)
Lineage: Eukaryota; Metazoa; Arthropoda; Arachnida; Scorpiones; Buthidae
Product: single insulin-like growth factor-binding domain protein-2
Exons: 4
Coding region: 108-398 (96 amino acids)
Biological process (GO): regulation of cell growth; regulation of signal transduction
Cellular component (GO): extracellular region
Molecular function (GO): insulin-like growth factor binding
Source: RefSeq, a predicted model, not a curated record